This is a messenger RNA of Apis laboriosa (Himalayan honeybee), 2412 nucleotides long. RefSeq names its product protein mab-21-like. The transcript has a single exon. Bases 256 to 1428 code for a protein of 390 amino acids. The record is from RefSeq and is a predicted model, not a curated record. NCBI's taxonomy places the organism in Eukaryota, Metazoa, Arthropoda, Insecta, Hymenoptera, Apidae.
UCUCUCUGUCGUCGCGCGCGCGGAGCACCUCGAGUCGCGCUCGUACAACACCUGCCGACGCCCGAUCCAACUAAACGCUCGGCCACGUUUUCUUCGUUUCCGUGACUCCUUCUCGAGAGUGAUUUCCACCAAUUAAUAUCGUCGCGAUAAUCGUCGUAUCUGAUCCGAAACCGGGCCGGAUUUUAGGGAAAAAGAACUCGAGACUAUGGACAGUAAAGCGAAAUUGAUCGGGAUGACGCGUGUCCACGCGAAAGAAUGAGACCUGAAUCGGUUCCAGGGAACAGUCCACCAGGAAUCUUCACCGUUAUCGGGACAGGAUACCGCGACAACAUGCUGUUGCCUCAGGACAUGAUGGCAGCCCAGUCGAAGAUGCUGUAUCAGAUGAACAAGUAUUACGGUGAGCGGGUUCAAGCUCGCAUGGGCCAGGUACAGAAGACCAUCAGAGAAGUGUGCAAGGUUGUGCAGGAGGUGUUGAAGGAGGUGGAGGUGCAGGAGCCGCGGUUCAUCUCCUCUUUGACAGAGUGCAACGGCCGGUACGAGGGCCUCGAGGUGAUCUCGCCAGGCGAAUUCGAGGUGGUCCUCUACCUGAACCAGAUGGGAGUGUUCAACUUCGUCGACGACGGCACCCUGCCGGGUUGCGCCGUGCUCAAGCUCAGCGACGGCCGGAAGAGGUCCAUGUCGCUCUGGGUCGAGUUCAUCACCGCCUCCGGCUACCUGUCCGCGCGGAAGAUCCGCUCGAGAUUUCAAACGUUGGUGGCGCAGGCAUGCGACAAGUGCGCCUACAGGGAUUCCGUGAAGAUGAUAGCGGACACGACCGAGGUGAAGCUGAGGAUCAGGGAGAGAUACGUGGUGCAGAUCACGCCGGCGUUCAAAUGUUCGGGCGUUUGGCCGAGAUCGGCCGCCCAUUGGCCGAUCCCUCACAUACCUUGGCCGCACCCUAACCUCGUCGCCGAGGUCAAGACCGAGGGUUUCGAUCUGCUGUCGAAGGAAAGCGUGGCGCUUCAAGGGAAGCAAUCGGCAAUGGAGGGUGACGCGUGGGUUCUCUCGUUCACGGAAGCGGAGACGAGAUUGUUGCAAGGUGGCUGCCGCAGGCGGUGCCUCAGCAUUCUCAAGACUCUGAGGGAUAGGCACCUUGACCUUCCCGGAAAUCCGGUGACCAGCUAUCACAUGAAGACGUUGUUGCUCUACGAAUGCGAGAAGCAUCCUCUGGAGACCGAGUGGGACGAGGGUUGUAUAGCGGAUCGUAUUAAUGGAAUUUUCCUGCAACUGAUAUCCUGCCUCCAGUGUCGAAGAUGCCCUCACUAUUUCUUGCCUAAUUUGGAUCUGUUCAAAGGGAAAUCGCCCAGCGGCUUGGAGAACGCGGCUAAACAAGUGUGGAGACUGACGAGAGAGCUGUUGACCAACAGCCGUGCCCUCGAAAAGCUUUAGCUGAUAAUUUUUGCUUUUAAAGCUUCCAGCUAAAGAGGAGUGUAUAAUAAAGAGAGAGAGAGAGAGAGAGAGAGAGAGAGAGAGAGAGAGAGAGAAAGAGAGUGAGAGAGAGAGAGUUUCGCUUUGAAGGUACUCGGUGACUCGCGUGAAUCACGGACUUUCAGAAUCUGCUGCUUUCGCGACGGUUCUUUGCCUGCUUUUUACCCUUACAGAAGUCUUACUUUCACUCGAUAUAUCUUCUUGCACAAGAUUCAGCGUGCCAGGGUAUCGGGGAUGGUGUAACGAAUCUGUCUAUUGACUUUAUCCCCUAAUUUUUUUUCCCUUUCCUUUUUCCCUUUCCUUUUUUCCUUUCCUUUUUCUUUUCUUUUUUUUUUUUUUUUUUUUGUUUCACGGUUCCGUAAAUUUUCUCUAUGAUUCCAUGACACGAUUAACGCGAGUCGAACGUUGAUUAUUAUUAUCGGUGCAAGCGUUUCGUUCCAGUGCAAUAUUCUACUUUUCCUACUGUUUCGUUUCGCGCGAAAGUAAUGAGUAAUUGUUAAGUUUAACUCGUUAAUUUAUACGUAAAAAUUUCAAGGAAGGCACGUUAAAACUUUCUACGUUAAUGGCUACGUUAAUCGAGUCCGAAAUCGACUGGAUGCGCGUAAGAUUUAAAGGAUAUCAUUACCGCAUUUUUUUUUCUUUUUUAUUUUUUAUAAUCAUCAAAGCUUUCGCUUGGAGCGGAAUCUCUUGCUUAUUUAACGAAGCGAUUUCUCCGUGUAGAGUUGCGAUACGAAAGCGAUUUAAUUAAGUACCCGAUUAGUUGCUCUUACUCGUCUUGUGGCUGAUGCGAAACGUUGCGCGAUCCAUUCUCGUUAAAUUAAUCCAAUGUUUAUAAUGAAUUAGCGAUUGAGCUGCCGUCGGUAGCCAUACCAUAUUGUUGUAUGUAAAUACUUUUUUAUAUUAUUUAAACGAUAUUUAUUUCUACUUCGAAUCAUUGUUCGAACA